Panicum virgatum (switchgrass) is the source of this 901-nucleotide messenger RNA. RefSeq lists its product as uncharacterized. Bases 196 to 564 code for a protein of 122 amino acids. The record is from RefSeq and is a predicted model, not a curated record. Lineage: Eukaryota; Viridiplantae; Streptophyta; Magnoliopsida; Poales; Poaceae. The transcript has a single exon.
CUCCCUCUCCGUCCGCCGUGCCUAUAACUACGCCACCGCGGCCGCCCUCGCAAACGAUCUGCCAUUCCCAUCGCAUCUUCCAAGCACCAAUCUCUUUUUUGCCCCAGAUCGUACACGAAACGAAAUUCUCUGCUGAGUUCGCGCGCGGCGUUCCGGCGGCCCGACUUGCAUGCUUGCCGCGAUCGGGCAGAGGAGAUGGGGAACUGUCUCGAGAGUUCUCGUCGCGGUAGCUGCGGCGGCGGUGGCGGCGCCGCCGUGCAUUAUUCCAAGACGCGCGCCGUGUGGGUGGAGGAGGAGGAGGUCGGCAGGAAGGAGGAGGAGGCGCGCAAGGGCGAGAGCGCUCCGGCGGCAGGGGCGGCGGCGACCACAGAGGUGAAGAUCAGGAUCACGAGGAAGCAGCUGGAGGAGCUGCUGCGGCGCGUCGAGGACGGCAAGGAAAGCGGCGACGGCGUGCCGGCCCGGGACGUCGUCUCGGAGCUGCUGAUCGUGGCGAGCACCAGCUCCAACUUCCGGCACAGGGACGAGGGGCAGUGGCGGCCGUCGCUGCAGAGCAUACCCGAGUGAGCUUGUUGCUACAUCUACGACGAUACCCCAGCAUGAUGUCUUAUUGUUGUUACUCCUAUUGCCCUAUUGGCUUCAUAUAUACUAUCAUAGGCAUAGCACCUAGUAGGCUAGUAGUAGUGCAGUAGCAUAGUAUUCAUUGGGUAUUUGGGUGUACAUUUGUAUAGGUUUGGAUCAAUAAUACAUGAGUUCGAGAUAGGCUAUGUAUUAGUUGUGUGGUGCUUGUGAAUUGAGCAACUAGUGGCUAGGAGGGCCUCUUCCAUUGCUUGCUGUACGAUUUUUUUGGACACUGGGGUCGCACAAUUGCGUACAUAUAUAGUACUAUCUAUUACUAUUAUUA